AUGAUGAGCGGAAGCACUCCCCAGUUGUGUCAGGUAAAAACUCAUCAUUACAGGUAUGGCAAUGGGCGCCAUCUCCACUUUCAACUACCCUGCAGAAGCCUAAUUCAGAAGGAAUACAAUUAUUAUUUGUAUCUGGUAAGUGAUAAGAUUCGCAGCUGUCACAUAAGUCACCUACAUAGCCAUCAUAACAGUCUUGGCAUUUAG
Blepharisma stoltei is the source of this 204-nucleotide messenger RNA. The record is from the annotation of a GenBank genome assembly. NCBI's taxonomy places the organism in Eukaryota, Ciliophora, Heterotrichea, Heterotrichida, Blepharismidae.